UAUAUCAUCAAUGGGAAUGGCAAGAAAAGUGAAGGAGGAGUUCUUGGAGAUAUGGGAAGAAGCUAUGUCGAAAAGAUCGUUGCCAGGUAAGUUUAAGAACAUAGACUUCAACUUUGGGAUGUUUGAACUUGGAGACAACUACAGUCCAAAGCACACCGCUGUUCGAUAUGCUUUCUUCGUGGGUAAUUUGAUGGCAGCAAUCAAAACUGGGUUUUGAUUUAUUAGUGAUUUUAGAGGUCAAUAAGCAUUGGAAAAAAAAUUGGUAACUUAAAAAAUGUUUGAAGAACAAGAUGUAAAAGUCGGAAAACUUGU
Messenger RNA from Camelina sativa (false flax), 312 nucleotides. The record is from RefSeq and is a predicted model, not a curated record. Lineage: Eukaryota; Viridiplantae; Streptophyta; Magnoliopsida; Brassicales; Brassicaceae.